Papilio xuthus (Asian swallowtail) is the source of this 729-nucleotide messenger RNA. Its product is annotated as protein FAM136A. Gene Ontology annotation, cellular component: cytoplasm. Lineage: Eukaryota; Metazoa; Arthropoda; Insecta; Lepidoptera; Papilionidae. The transcript has 4 exons. The record is from RefSeq and is a predicted model, not a curated record. The coding region runs from base 110 to 553 and encodes 147 amino acids.
CUGAUCACACUAUUUUGAACUGUCAAAUCAACUUUAUGGAACUUUGAAAUUGAUGUUCCGGUUUUUCGGAUUUCUUAUUUAAAUUGAGACCUGAGAUAAAACCUUCAAAAUGGUUGAAGCACAAAAGUACAGAAUUGAACAGGAAAUGACCAAAUUGAUCAAUGAAUUGGAUAGAACUUAUUUGAGAAAAAUGCAGGGUGAUAUGCAUAGAUGUGCAGCAAAAUGUUGCGAUGAUCCUCAAACAUCAUUAGAAAGAGUUCACGGAUGCAUAGAUAAUUGUACAACUUCAUUAAAUCAGGCUAAUGAGUAUGUACAGGGUGAAAUCAAUCACUUCCAAAACAGAUUACAGAGAUGUGUUAUGGACUGUAAUGAUGCAGCGAGGGAUAAACUAGGAGCUAAUCCAAGUCAAGAAACAGUUGACAAAUGCACUAUUAACUUUGAGAAAUGUGCUGUUAGAUGUGUAGACAAACACAUGGAUUUGCUUCCAAGUAUGAUGAAGACGAUGAAAUCAGUUUUAGCAAGUGGCAAACCACCACCAGUUCAGAAUAUCUAGGUCACAAGGGUUACAACUUCCACUGCCAUUGCAUACAGUGAAAUAUAGUGGAUUAUUUGACCGCAUUUAGUUUUGACAGGACUAUACAGUGCAGUUUGUGUAAAUGAUUUAAGAUAUUUUAGUUUAUAGGUUGGAUGUUACACAUAUUUUUAUAAUAAAUCAAUAUUGAUGUUUAA